UUGUAACGUUUAAGUCUAUUUAGUACGCUAUAGCAUCAGAGCUCUUAUGAGAAAUACAACAUUAUAUGUAAUUCUAAAUAUAAGAACAGAAACAAGAUAUAAUUUCGCUCCGUGCAGUUGGUUCGAAAACCAACCGUCAGUUUAAACGCACCGAAAACGCAAAGUCCACAAAUGCGUCUGUCAUCGGUUCGGCAUGCACACACAUGCAAAAGCGCAGUCGCGGGAAGUACAGACCGGACAGACAGAGCAAAUCGAUUCGAUCAUUCAUCGUCAGCAUCCCGAUCGGCACGCAGGCCGAAAGCAAGUGUCCGCGAGUGAAUUGAUCUGGUGAAAACCGCGUGGCCGUAAAAUACAUAAUUUCGGUCUGGGCAAGUGGAAAAGUGUCCUCUCUUGCACCACCUCCGGGGAUUCGCUUCGCUGGGCAGGAAAGAACCCAGAUUCAACAAGUGCGCGAGUGUUACCCGAGUAACGGGGGCGGCGGAAAAGAGCAUUCUCCGAACGAAGCCGGAUCUCAGACCGCGCGCCGGCAGUACGGAAAAGGUCAGAACACGGAACGCUCACCCGGUGGACGGAAAAAUAGCCGACGAAUGCAAAUAAAAUUCGCCGACUGUAAGGUAAGCUGGCUGCGGAAGUGUCAGAAGGACCAAACGACGCUGGAAGAUUGAUCCGUUGUGAACCGAUCACUAGGCACAGAGCAACGGAGGGGGCGCGACGAAGAGCGACGGCAUCAGGUAACUUCGAUGAACGACUCCUGCUGGACGCAGAUUCCUAACCCUAAAUUGAAUUUGCAGAUCGCGGGACCUCUACGGAAAGCUGCGAUAAUCCGGAACAGCUGGAGGUACAGCUGUGACUCCUUCCGAAAGAUCAGGAAGCGAACGACGACUGGUAGAAGUUCGUCGGACCGCGAAGGAACCAACAUCCAUUUGGUGCAGCCGAAGGCACGGAUGCGAUUGCUGGCGAAGACCCGAGCCAGAGGAAGAACCCCAACUGGGUAGGUCAGCGGUAGAGAGGUUAUGUCAAACCGGGACUAAUGAGAUGCGUACUUUCCUAGGGUUCUUUUCCGGGACUGAUCGCCACGUCGAGGUCGAGGGAACAGAGGACAGCGCGUCGAACAUCCGGACUCACGCACUCCUGGCACACGGUAGUCCGCGACGACCGCUCGCAUUCGGGGGCGCCGAAACAAGCUCGAAACCACCAGCUCGGAAAGGAGGACCACUGCUGCGCGCUGCGGGAAAGUUACGUCGAUACGGGAGGUGCUUCGACGACGAUCGUAGCACGAUGGAGGGCUACCUCAAGUGCAUGAUCGCUGCUGGACGUCCGUAGAGCAAGGUGCUCGGUACCGUGAGUACCCGAAUCUAAUAGGAUUAAGACAAAUCAACAUGUUAGCGCUUAAGGAGAUGAUGGACAGAUCUGUCGCUAGGAGUUAGGGGUCGAAACACGACCGAGUGUAGAGACAUGAUAGGCAUGAUGCUUGAAUAGACGUUUAUCAGAACUUUUGUUGUUGAUUGAUUUUGGUUGGAGCCUCUAGCCCUCAGUGUUUGUGUUGAAACCCUUUUCGUUAUUGGUAGUUCUGCUCUACUAGGCCGGGAAAUUUGCAACACUGGCGCCCAACUGAAAAUCCACACAUUAAAAACUACCGUUUAGCGAUUUUUUUGUUUGGUUUGAUGAAAUUUGGUUUUGCGCAAUUUCGAUUAUCUGGCCUACGAUUAUCGAAACAAUUUUAGCCCUUUACGCAUACAAUUCGAAAGUGUAAUGGAUUAUACACAAUUGACUGACGAAGAGGUGACCUACGAGCUGGCUUUACGCCACGUAGUCAACCUAGGACCAACGACCCACAGAGGGAAGGUCCUUCGUCUCAAGGCACUCAUGCAAGAGGAGUCCUUGAGAGACAGUAAGCCCACCAGCUCGGAACAUGUCAUGAGUUCCCAGUCCAAUCUAGAACAAUGUGAAUCGCAAGUUCACCAGCUGCAUAUUAGCGCCGAAGCUGCCAUUCGGACGGCUAACAGCGCAGCCUUAAGUCAAAUCCGGACUCGUCUGUACCAUUACCGCGAUCGCUUGCAGUUGAUUCAACCUCCAACCGAACUGCGGGAAACUCAUGCAAUGUUAUCGGUGCACGUAAACGUUUUACUAGAUAAGGUGAACGGAACAAGUGUAGUGAAUGGUGUACCGCGAAGUGAGAGUGUCGUGAGUCAAGCAACUUCGACUGGAGCCAUAAGGAGGAACAACAGCGGAGAUGAAGGAGCAGUCGGAGGAGAAACCACGAUGCCAGUGGAAAGCACUUCGAGACAAGACACUACACCACCACCAGCAGUGCAGCCACCGCUCGUGACGUCAUUCUCGGGUGGACAAGGCAGAGGAUUGUUGUUCUCGAGUUCGUUCCAAACGCGAGACAGCGAAGAAGCAGAACAAGCAGAUACGAGGCACCGAAACACCUCACCUCCCCCUCCCUACCUGCCGCGAGAUCGGGAAACAUGGAACCCGUCGACCAGGGAACAAGAAUCGCGGGAAAACCGCGAAUUGCAAGCAAGAAUCAGGGAGAUGCAGGAGAGAGAACAACACAUGCGUGAGGAGUACUACAGAAUGCGAGACGACCUGGAGCGGUUGAUCCGCCGAGAGCGACCAGCACCGGAACGAGCGGACGAUCGCCGAAUACAGAAGGCCGUUCACAACUGGCCUUUCAAAUUUCGCGGCGAGAAGGACACGACAUCACUCAACGUGUUCCUAGAUCGCGUGGAGACAUUCGCGAGAUCGGAAGGCAUGAGCGAUGCUACACUCCUGAGUUCGAUCAAGCAUCUACUCCAAGAGGACGCAAUCGACUGGUACUCACGAGCAACGUCGCAAAACUUGUUGCGGACUUGGGACCAGUUCAAGCGAGAGAUUCGAAGAGAAUUCCUGCCCAGCGGCUACUCCCAAAUUCUCCGUCUGGAAGCUAGCUUCCGAUUCCAAGGAAGGGAGGAAUCCUUCGCGAAAUUCUAUCGCGACAUUUCAGCGCUCUUCCGCUUCGUCGAUCCACCAAUUCCAGAUGACGAAAAGUUCUUCCUGGUGAAGAAGAACAUGAACGAGAACUACGCAGCUAUCGUCACAGCAGCGAGACCUCGUUCACUGGAAGAAAUGGUGGAAGUCUGCACCGGAUACGACGAGACGAGAAUGCUUCUGAACAGGCAACGUAGGAUUCCGAUUCCGCACAGCGCGCUUCUGGAACCGAACUUCGCCACGCCAGUGAUAACCAGCAGACCACCACCGGUUCAGCAUCACCAACAGCCACAGCGGUUCAACAGAGUUCACGCCGUGGAGGUAGAAGAAAGCGCUUACGAGCACGAAGCGUUGGAGGAGGGACCAGAAGACAAUUGGCAGCAUACCAUCGACGAACUGGUUGAGCAAGUCAACGCGCUGAAGAUGAACCUGGAGCGGAGAUCUGCGAGGCCAAACUUUGCCGCACGCGACGAGAAGCAGUCAAGAUCGACGGACAGGUACAACCGUACAGAAGCUGAUGUUCUGAGAGCAGCGCGACAGUACACAAGAGAAGCGCAAACUCCGGCACAGCAGCAGCGGCCCCAAGCCACAUCGGUUCCGACUCGGCAACCACAACAGCAGCAAGAACAGCCGCAAAGAGCACAGGGCUGGCAAGCGCGACAGGGGAUUCAAAGCUCGGAUCCGAGCGACAGUAACCGAAGAUACCAACGUCUGCUGCCAGAACCAGGUAGACAACGGGAAGAUCGACAAGUAGAACAGCAAGAAGCUCACAACGACCAACGCCCAGCCAUGCUCUGCUGGAACUGCGACGAGGAGGGCCACAGAUUCAUGGACUGUCCGAAACCACAAGCCAUUCUCUUCUGCUACCGGUGCGGACGGAAGGGCUACUCAUUGCGCAGUUGCUUCACGUGUCGCACGGACGCGUUAAACUACCCAGCGGAGAACCAGCAGUAG
Molecule: messenger RNA, 3927 nt
Organism: Aedes albopictus (Asian tiger mosquito)
Lineage: Eukaryota; Metazoa; Arthropoda; Insecta; Diptera; Culicidae
Exons: 2
Coding region: 1753-3927 (724 amino acids)
Molecular function (GO): zinc ion binding; nucleic acid binding
Source: RefSeq, a predicted model, not a curated record